Molecule: messenger RNA, 1279 nt
Organism: Pseudogymnoascus verrucosus
Lineage: Eukaryota; Fungi; Ascomycota; Leotiomycetes; Thelebolales; Thelebolaceae
Exons: 5
Coding region: 311-1069 (252 amino acids)
Molecular function (GO): oxidoreductase activity, acting on the CH-OH group of donors, NAD or NADP as acceptor
Source: RefSeq, a predicted model, not a curated record
UUAAUAGUUACUCAAGCACCUCUACACCUCCACACCUCCACAAUAUUUUCCCCAAGGUAUCAGGCAAGCUAUCAAAGGCCUAAAGCCAGAUCUCAGACUUCCUCUCGUAUGAAUAAGAUGAUUAAUCAUUGUUGCUUAUUCAUUAGUAGUUACUCAUUUAUGGUUACGCAUCAGUGACGGCAUUGGGGCUAUAUAGACUCGACAGCUACCUUUUCUAGUCGAGGGCUUUUUUCAACAGCCAUUAUUUUGAUGUACAAAAGUUACCUGGCGCUAUCAAUCGCACAUCAGACACAGAACGUUGCCAGGAGAUAUGUCGGGUCCUAGUACCGUUUUAGUUAUUGGAGCUAGUCGCGGCAUUGGACUUGCAUUGGUGCAGCAAAUAUUGACCUGUUACCCAUCCGCAAAUGUGUAUGCUACUGCUAGAGAUGUUGCAAAGGCUUCUGAUUUGCAAAGCCUCGCAGCUCUUAACAGAGGGAAAUUACAUCUCAUUACUGCCGAUGUUAUGGAUCCAAACUCCAUCAAGGCUGCGGCUGCAGAAAUAUCGCAACGAACUGAUUCCCUUGACCAUGUCAUUUAUAAUGCUGGUAUCUUGAGAGGUGUUGGCAAAAAUAUCCUCGAGAUUGGAAUAGAACCACUGAAGGAGAAUCUGGAGACUAAUGUUUUUGGAGCUUACUAUUCAGCUGUCGAGUUUACUCCUUUUCUGCUCAAUUCGAAAUUCGAAAGGAAGUCGCUUGUCUUAAUGUCUAGCAACUUUGGCUCUAUAGUGCUCGCGGACACGCUGUUUCAGCUUAAAACAGCUGCAUUUGGGACAGAUUUUGAACCUACGGCUAUGUACAACAUAUCGAAGACCACACUCAAUCGACUAGGGAAAGAACUCGACCAAUUGCUUCGACCUCAAGGCGUUCCAGUUUUGUUAUUACACCCAGGGUUGGUCAAGACUGAUAUGAACCCGUUUGGGAACAUCGGCCUUAAAGAAAGUGUGAUCGGAAUCGUCGAUGUUAUCAGUAAAUACUCUGUUGCUACGAAGGAGAAUUAUGUUGGUUGGAAUAGUGAGACUUUGCCUUGGUAGGACGCACAGAGUGGUUGGGCGAAUUUUUAUUCCCUAUGCUUUAAACCACUAGUUAAAGGAUGAUAGAUGGCUCUACGUACUUCUAACAAAUGAAAACAAUCAACUAUAAGCUGCAAAUGAGACGUAGAAAUGGAAGACAUUGUAACGCUGACUUCUAAACGAUAAAAGACACAGAGGUUUCUUACGUAAUGGUUUAACUUAACAGAGGAG